Molecule: messenger RNA, 3068 nt
Organism: Linum tenue
Lineage: Eukaryota; Viridiplantae; Streptophyta; Magnoliopsida; Malpighiales; Linaceae
Source: the annotation of a GenBank genome assembly
AGAAUAGAAGGCGAAUAAUCACAUAGUCACAUCAUCCAGGCUAUUCUUCCGGCCGGAACCCCACAACAGCAUUAGGGAGAAACCAGCCGGAAAGAAAGCGCAAAGCCCACCUCCCCGCCGGUAACCAACAGGCGUCGUCAAAAGCUUAUGCCUUCAAUUCCCCAAUUUAAUCCCCUACACCAAUAUCUGUUUUCUUUCUUCUUUUCCAAAAUUUAAAUUUCAGCAAUAAAUAUUUAUCUUCUCCUAAUUAAAUGCCUCACGACUCAUCAAAAAGAUGUCGGAUCCACCCAGUACCCCGUUGAUGCAGCUUCUCGAUCACGACAGCCACGACCGUCACUACCGAAGCUUCGCCGUUCCGAUGGCAUCUCUCCGCUCCUUCGACCAAAGCCGAUCCAGCAACAACAUCCGCCACCGCGGCGCCGGAGGCUCCGAUCUCCCCAAGCCCAAUCGGCGAUCUCUCGAUUACAGGUCCGCCUCCAUGCCGCAACGCCACAUGAAUAAUAUGAAUGACGCCAAUGAUGACGACGAUCUGGCAAUGCCGACCGCCGCCGGCGUGCUCUCCGGGAUACUACACAAGUGGGUGAAUUACGGGAGGGGGUGGCGGCCAAGGUGGUUCGUCCUUCAGGAUGGAGUUUUGUCGUAUUAUAAGAUCCACGGCAAAGGCCAACAUAAUAUCACUCUCAAUCGCCAGGCUCUCAACAAGCUCUCCUCGGCGUCUUCCUUCAACGGCUGCAGCAAAGUCGUCGGCGAGGAGUCCAUGCGGUGGAUCUCCCGCCAGACCAGAUCCAUUUCUGAACCCCGCCGCUUUUGCCAUCCCGUCGGUGAAGUCCAUCUCAAGGUGUCGACAAUCCGGAACAGCCGAUCGGACGACAGGCGGUUUUCGGUGUACACGGGGACGUCGAAGAGGCUACAACUGAGGGCGGAGAGCCCGGAAGAUAGGGAAAUGUGGAUGGAUGCGUUGCAGGCGGUGAAGGACCUGUUUCCAAGGACGACCAUAUCCGAUGAGGCCGCGGGAGCAACGGUGCCGGCGCCGCCAGUGUCCACGGACAGGUUGAGGCAGAGGUUGGCGGAGGAAGGGGUGAAAGAGGAGACGAUAAAGGAGAGUGAGGCUAUCAUGAGAAAUGAGUUCACGGCUCUUAACAAUCACGUCCUCCACCUCAACCAGAAGCAGACAGAGAAAGUAGACUUGGAGAACACUGUGGUUGAUGAAAGCAAAAAUCAGUCGAAGAAACGCGGCAUCAAAACUAACGAAUUAAACAGUACCGGAAGCGAGUCGGACGAGGAAGAAGAGGAGCGCGACCGAAACGACGGCGGGGAGACGGAGGACGAAGAGGAAGAAUUCUUCGACACUCGGGAUUUCCUCUCGUCCACGGGCUCCUUCAGGAAUCACGACGCCGACGAUGCCGACGUGCACGAUCGGACGUCGGAUGAUUCUGAAGACGACGAAAACGAUGACGGCAACGGCGGCGGGAAUCAAGAUCCCGACGGCGGCGAUGGAUCGGUUGGGGGCGCGGGGUCGAUCAAGUAUCCGCACGUGAGGCGGCGGAAGAAGUUGCCGGAGCCGGCGGAGAAGGAAAAAGCGGUCAGCCUGUGGUCAAUGAUCAAGGACAACAUCGGGAAAGAUCUGGGCAAGAUUUGCCUGCCCGUAUAUUUCAACGAGCCGAUCUCUUCUCUCCAGAAGUGCUUCGAGGAUCUCGAGUACUCCUACCUUUUGGAUCGGGCUCAUGAAUGUGGUAAGACGGACGAUAGCUUAAUGAGGAUACUGAAUAUAGCAGCAUUUGCGGUAUCGGGGUAUGCUUCCACUGACGGGAGAGCUUGUAAGCCAUUCAACCCGUUGCUAGGUGAGACGUACGAAGCAGAUUUUCCAGACAAAGGCCUAAGAUUUAUCUCCGAAAAGGUGAGUCAUCAUCCAAUGGUGGUGGCAUGUCACUGCGAGGGCCGCGGGUGGAAAAUGUGGGGAGACAGCAACUUGAAGAGCAAAUUCUGGGGGCGCUCGAUCCAGAUCGACCCCGUCGGCGUCUUGACGUUGGAGUUCGACGACGGAGAAGUUUACCGCUGGAGCAAAGUCACAACGUCCAUCUACAACCUGAUCCUAGGCAAGAUCUACUGCGACCACCACGGCACGAUGAAGAUAGAAGGCAGCGGGAAGUACUCCUGCAAGCUCAAGUUCAAGGAGCAAUCCAUGAUCGACCGGAACCCUCACCAGGUUCAAGGCAUCGUGGAGGAGAAGAGCAGCGGGAAGACGGUGGCGACGCUGCUGGGGAAAUGGAACGACAGCAUGCACUACAUCAUCAAGUCGGAUAACAACAAGAAGAAACCCGACCCGGAGCUGCUGUGGAAGCGGAGCAAGCCCGCCAAAUACCCGACCCGAUACAAUCUGUCCCGCUUCGCCAUCACCCUCAACGAGCUCACGCCGGGCCUCGAGGAGAAGUUGCCGCCGACCGAUUCGAGGCUGAGACCAGACCAGAGAUGCUUGGAGAAGGGGCAAUAUGAUAUGGCCGACGCCGAGAAGUUACGGUUAGAACAAAGGCAACGACAGGCGAGGAAGAUGCAAGAAAGCGGUUGGAAGCCGAUGUGGUUUGCGAAGGAGAAAGUAGAGAAUGGGAAUAGUAACAGCGGCGGCGGCGGCGGGUACCGGUACAAUGGUGGUUAUUGGGAGGCUAGGGAGAAUGCCAGCUGGGAUUCAUGUCCCACUAUUUUUGGCUAAAUUACCUUUAUACGUACCUAAUUGCAAGCUAAUUAACCAUGUAACUAGUUUUUGGAGAUUUUUUUUUUUUUUUUUUUUUUUGGAAGUGACCGUCAUUAGCCAUUAUUCAUAGACAUUAACGGUCUUCUUCUUCUUCUGCUGUUAUUUAGGGUUCUUUUCCUUCCCUUUCGUUUUUGUCCUGCUUCUCAAUAGUAGUGAUUGCGGAGAAAACGGCGACAAGGGAAAAGGUAAACUAUUUUUUUUUUUUGUGUCUGAGAGUUGUAAUUAUAUGUGCAUGCGGCAAAUUAAGUCCAGAAUCAUCCUCUAUGUUAUCUGCAAUACUUGAUAUCAGAAAGAAAAGGCUGUAUAAGGUCAGACACUA